GCAGAAUCUUCCGAAAAAAAAUCCUCCAUUUCCUCCUCCUGUCUGAGACCUACACACAAACAUAUAAUAAAAUACAAAUAUAUAUAUUUUAUAAACUGCGUGCAUUUUUCUGCAUUGCAUUUGCUGGACUUACGAUUUGCAGGUCGGAGAAUUGUUCGGAGCGUCUGUGAUCGACGAUCGGAGUUGAAAGUUCGUUAUUCUAAGUGAUUUUGCGUUAGAUCUCUUUUAUAUUCAUUUAUAUAGUCCUCUGAUUUGCCCGAUUAUUUUGGCUAUUGUUUUGCUUGAAAUUUAUUUCUUUUCUAGGUAUGUGAUCAAUUCAAAUUUUAUGCUUAAUUUAUUAAUAUUUUUUCUUUUUAAUAUUGAAAAUCGCGUCCCUAGAAGCAAACGGAAAGGAAACUAAUCGCGCGUUUUUUAUUCUCUGUUAUUUUCAUAGUGAAUUGUUGCAUUAGGUGUUGUUCUGCUAAAAGCUUGUUAUUUUCUUUGUUUUCCUCUGCACUUAUUGCUGGCUUUGUUUUUCUUUGCAUUUUCAGCUUCUAUCGCCGAAGCUUUCAACUUUUAUGUUUAUGGCUGUGCUAGGCUUUUUGCUUUUUUAUUUUUUAAUUUUUUUCUUAUAUGAAUUACGAUGCGUCUGCCUUAGUUGGAACAAAGGAGACUUUUGGUGGUAUUUGUACGUAUUCUGAUUGUUGUGCUUCCGUCAUGAUUUUGUUUUUCUCUGGAAUUUAUAGGAAAUUAUGAUUGUUGUGUGAUGAAGAAAGAAAAAUAUUUUUUUUUUGUUGAGGAUCCUGUUUUCCGUGCUUGAGUCACAAUCCAUUUGUUUGCUUGCAGUUGUUGUGCUAUUAAUAGUUGCCUUUGGUCUGUUAGGUGUCUGAUUAUUGUUACUUGUCCUGGUUUUGUUUUAUGUUAAAUAAAAUAAUAUAUGCAAUAUGUAAGUAUGGAUAGAGUUUGAUUGAUAGGAACGAUGUACUUUCCAGCUUUGAUGGCUUUAUUAACCUUACCUUCGUUUCUUGAUGCGUUUAGUGAAAUUCCUCUAUUUCGGGCAUUUAUCUUUGUUGAUAGAUUGUGUGAGAAAUUUGCGUGAGUGGCAGCAGCGUCUGUCACCUCCAUAUGCGAUUUUUGUCUUAGUUUGACUUUCUUUGGACCUGAGGUGAUAGAGCACUUGGUGGCAAUUCUAGUUUAAUCUGAGGUAGCUACAAGUUCAGGACAUGUGUUGCCAACUUAUCUUGAACUUGUACAUGGUUUAUUCACAUUGAUUACCUAACAAUGGAUGCCAAAGGUGGAAAGUGUUUCAACAGAAAUUGAUGGUUAAUUUAGUGAACAUCUGGCAAGAUAGAGAUUAGGAAUUUCCAAGUGGGACAAUUACAGAUGUGAUCAGAGCAACUGGUGGUGGUAAAAUUUGCCUGGAUUGUUGGUUGUCAAAUAUACUCUGCAAUCAUGACCGCGAUUUCAGUGUAUACUGUCCAUAAUGUCUUGCGAUAGUAUGUAUCCUGCAGUUUCGAAUCGAAAUUCCAGCGAGAUAUAGAGUAUAUGGAAUUGUAAGGCUGUCCAGAAAACUUUAUAUAAUUGAUAAACAAUAGACAAGUUACAAAAUAUUAAAGUAGAGAUUUUGAAGAUCUAAUACGUUAUAAAUGAAAUAUACUGAUCAAAACAAACUUUACAUGGAAAGGCUUGGUGCAGAGGAUCGUUAUAUUUUUCAUCUAUUCCUUUCCUGUUACGAAAAUAACAUUAGCAUUUCUAUGAAAGUAUUUGGUCAAUCUGAGGUCGCAAAAUUGGGAACUUGAAUCAAACGGAAGUAGCAGUCAUCACAAGUGCCCUUUUCAUUGGACAUCCAUGUCAAUCUUCUGUUCAGUUUGUUCAUCACUCUGUGUCCUUUUUCCUAUUUUUUGUUCAACUUGCUGGUAACUAUAGAGGCUCUUGGUAUUUGCAGUUUUUGCCUUCCUUUAAUAGGCAGCCUUUGGAUUGGGAGUUUGGAGUGCUUUCCAAGACUUGGCAUGUUAUUCCUUCUGCUAUGUUUUGUCAUCCAACCAAUUUAAUCUUAGGUUCCUCAAGGAGAUCAUUCAUAUGUGGUUGUAGCUCUCCUUAACAGACGGUAUUAACUGCAUACAUUUUACUUAUUACAUGAGCACCGAACCAAGUUGGACAACGAAAAGAUAGAUAUUAAGGCACAGGAUGCUUUUUAUAUGCAUCUCAAAACUUGUACUCAUAGUAAAAUAUUAGGCAUGUCCACUGAUGAGGUCCUGGUUAACAAAGAUAAACUUCAGGUUGAAAAGGAAGAAACAAGUAAAGAGUAAGUAAAAAAAAAAAAAAGAAUAAGAAAAAGAAAAGGCAAAAGAUGAGCCGAAGAGUAUGGACCAGUUGGACAUUGUUACACAACUGAUGACACUUUCCUUUCAGACAAUGAGGCUUCCAAGUAACACGCUGUUAGGACUUAUAAAAUUCUUCGUCAGGGUAAGUUUUCCUUGUUGAAGACGGCAUGGUGCAGAAUCUCAGACAGAGGUUGGACUACACUUCGUCAGUAUCUCUUUAAAUGGAGGACUUCUCCAAGAAUGAAGUGAUCAUGCAAUCAUUAUUAUUUACUGCUGGAUGCUUUGCAGCUACACAAUGCUUCAUGAUAGUUCUAGAUUGGGUUCCUUGUGGACCCACUUGUGGAUUCUUGUAGAUCAACUUGUUUGAUGAAUUCUCACGGUGGAGUUUGCUGAUUGGAGCUGUUCAACCUUAGUUGGAAUCUGUAGUUGCUGGUUUCAAUUGGUGUUCUGCAAUGUGCGAGAAAGCAACAUUGUCUGAGGUUUUUGCCCAUUUCGAGGGGCAAGUAGACAUGCCUUUGUAGGUUUAGGACUUUUUCCUUAACUGUUUCCUGGAUGCAGGGCUUGUAGUAGUUAAGUUCAUCCAUAAGGCUCAAUGGGAGACGUAGUGAUUGAACAUUCAGGGACUCCACGUUCUGAGGCAAUAAACAUACACAACGUAAUAUUUAAGAGUGAUGCUGACGUAGUUCAGAACUUCCAUGAGGGCUACUUGCCUGAGGAUGGAACACGUGAAGAAAAAUCCUCUUCUACAAAAGCCCAUGACAGAGGAUACUUGGAAUAUGGCUGUUCUCACUAUCGGCGUAGAUGUCGCAUUAGAGCCCCUUGCUGCAAUGAAAUAUUUGACUGCAGGCAUUGUCAUAACGAAGCUAAGAACAAUAUCAACAUUGACCAGAAACUUCGACAUGACAUUCCUCGUCACAAGGUGGAAAGGGUUAUAUGCUCGCUUUGUGAUACUGAGCAAGAGGUUCGGCAAGUUUGCAUCAAUUGUGGCGUGUGCAUGGGGAAAUAUUUCUGUGAAACCUGUAAGCUAUUUGAUGAUGAUAUAUCCAAGAGACAGUAUCACUGCAAUGGUUGUGGCAUUUGCAGGAUUGGUGGGAUGGAGAACUUCUUCCAUUGUUCCAAAUGCAGAUGCUGCUAUUCAGUUCUCUUGAAGAACAGCCACCCCUGUGUUGAGGGGGCAAUGCAUCAUGACUGUCCCGUUUGUUUUGAGUAUCUCUUUGAGUCGGUAAAUGAUGUGACAGUCAUGCCCUGUGGACACACUAUUCACAAGAACUGCUUAAAGGAGAUGCAGGAACACUACCAGUAUGCUUGUCCUCUCUGCUCUAAGUCGGUAUGUGAUAUGUCAAAGGUGUGGGAGAAAUUUGACAUGGAGAUUGCCGCAACACCAAUGCCCGAGUCUUAUCAAGAGAAGAAAGUUUGGAUCCUCUGUAAUGAUUGUGGAAUCACCUCAGAAGUGCAAUUUCAUUUUGUGGCCCAGAAAUGUCCAUGUUGCAAAUCUUAUAACACCCGCCAAACAAGAGGCAGAUAGGAGGACCAAAUAUCAAUAGUCUGGCUGUGAUGUGAAAAUGAUUGCCGCCCAAUGUGGUUAGAAUGCUAUAUUCUGAGUGGGAAGUGAUUGGGCUUUUCAAAGGUAGCUCUUGCAGAAGAGACGAAGGAAAGAGAGGGGGUUCCAACAUGAUCCUGCUUGUAGCGCUUCUGGGGUUCCCGUACUUUUGCAUUUCCUCAAAAUUUUCUGUUGUUCCUUGUAGUAGGUGUGGCAUCCAGUACAAUUCUAAAUUCCUGCGUGAAGUAUCCAGUGUAUAUCAGAAGACACUGACUAACUGUUCAGUGUUACCAAACUAGUGUUGGCAGCAUAUGUUUAGCUUUCGCUUUAUUCAAUCAGUUCUACCAGAGUCCACAGCGAGUAAAAUGUGGCUGAGACCUGAUGCGUUUUGUCUGUGCGAUACCGUAAACUACAGAUCAAGAUAAAUGCAUUAGUUCGAAGUA
This is a messenger RNA of Nicotiana attenuata, 4286 nucleotides long. Its product is annotated as E3 ubiquitin-protein ligase MIEL1-like. Gene Ontology annotation, molecular function: ubiquitin protein ligase activity; zinc ion binding. Gene Ontology annotation, cellular component: nucleus. The transcript has 12 exons. NCBI's taxonomy places the organism in Eukaryota, Viridiplantae, Streptophyta, Magnoliopsida, Solanales, Solanaceae. Bases 2896 to 3828 code for a protein of 310 amino acids. The record is from RefSeq and is a predicted model, not a curated record. Gene Ontology annotation, biological process: protein ubiquitination; ubiquitin-dependent protein catabolic process.